AGGAUAGAUUAGGCAAAACAGUGACUGAAAGAGGCAGAGCAAAAAAAGGUGUUCUAAUUCCUAAAAAGUUUCUGAAAAAAGAAGUUGCAGUUGAAGUGGUAAAACAGAAAGAACCCGAGGAUGCUGAUUUUGCCCUUUAUAUUGAAAAUCAGGGUUAUACAGUUGAUGAUGUAGAAAGAAAAGAAGGAAGAUUAGACAAACUAAGAGAUAAAUAUGAUGGUAACAAAGAAGAUAUUUCUGAUUCUUCCUCUAAUGAAGAUGAAGUUGAAACUAUAGAAAAUAAAACGAAGAGAAUAAUAAGUUUGCCUGAACGAGAUUGA
This is a messenger RNA of Paraglomus occultum, 320 nucleotides long. NCBI's taxonomy places the organism in Eukaryota, Fungi, Glomeromycota, Glomeromycetes, Paraglomerales, Paraglomeraceae. The record is from the annotation of a GenBank genome assembly.